UUUCUUUCAUAUAUUCAGAAACAUUGCCAACUUCCAUUAAUUCCGACCGACUCAUUCAUUGCCUUUGUUUCCGAUUUUGUUUCAUCAAUGGAAGCGAAAACACAACCACAAGAAAUGAUUUUCCGGUCGAAGUUGCCGGAUAUCUACAUCCCAAAGCACCUCUCUUUACAUGCGUAUUGCUUCGAGAACAUUUCGAAAUUCAGUUCGAGGCCUUGCCUGAUCAACGGCUCAACGGGCGAGAUCUGCACCUACGCCGACGUCGAGCUCAUGGCGAGGAAGGUGGCAGCCGGUCUCGACAAGCUCGGCGUCCGGCAGGGCGACACUAUCAUGCUCCUGCUACCGAACUCGCCGGAGUUCGUCUUCGCCUUCCUCGGCGCGUCCUACCGCGGCGCCGUCACCACCAUGGCCAAUCCGUUCUUCACCCCCGCUGAGGUGAUCAAGCACGCGAAGGCCUCCGGCGCAAAACUCAUCGUCACGCAAGCUUGCCACGUGGAGAAAGUGAAGGACUACGCAUUCGAAAAUCACGUGAAACUCAUCUGUAUCGACGCUCCGCCUCCGGAGAGCGGUUGCCUGCACUUCUCGGAGCUGACGCAGGCCGAAGAGCGAGACGCGCCGGAGGUGGAGAUCGACCCCGAUGACGUCGUAGCGCUUCCGUACUCCUCCGGGACCACGGGGUUGCCGAAGGGGGUGAUGCUGACUCACAAAGGACAGGUGACGAGCGUGGCGCAGCAGGUUGACGGGGAGAAUCCGAACUUGUAUAUUCACAGAGAAGAUGUGAUGAUGUGUGCGUUGCCGUUGUUCCAUGUCUACUCGCUGAACGUGAUGCUGUGCGGGCUGAGAGUGGGGGCGGCGAUUCUGAUAAUGCAGAAGUUCGAGAUAGGGUCGUUCUUGGAGCUGAUACAGAGGUACAAGGUUACGAUCGGACCGGUCGUGCCGCCAAUCGUGUUGGCGAUCGCGAAGAGCCCGGUGGUCGAUAAUUACGAUCUGUCGUCUAUCCGGACGGUGAUGUCCGGCGCGGCGCCGCUGGGGAAAGAGCUCGAAGAUACUGUCAGAGCCAAGUUUCCGAACGCCAAGCUUGGCCAGGGAUAUGGAAUGACCGAGGCGGGGCCGGUGUUGGCGAUGUGCUUGGCGUUUGCGAAGGAGCCCUUUGAGAUAAAGUCCGGUGCCUGUGGGACUGUCGUCAGGAACGCCGAGAUGAAGAUCGUCGAUCCCGAAACUGGAGUUUCUCUUCUCCGGAACCAGCCCGGCGAGAUUUGCAUCAGAGGCGACCAAAUCAUGAAAGGUUAUCUGAAUGAUCCAGAGGCGACGGAGAGAACAAUAGACAAGGAAGGAUGGCUACACACGGGCGACAUCGGCUACAUCGACGACGAUGACGAGUUGUUCAUCGUCGACCGAUUGAAAGAGCUCAUCAAAUACAAGGGCUUCCAGGUCGCCCCCGCUGAACUUGAGGCCCUCCUCCUUUCCCAUCCCGACGUGUCGGACGCUGCCGUUGUCCCCAUGAAAGAUGAAUCGGCGGGAGAGGUUCCGGUUGCUUUUGUCGUCAGAGCAAAUGGAUCCAAGAUCACUGAGGAUGAAAUCAAACAAUUCAUAUCCAAACAGGUAGUUUUCUACAAAAGAAUAAGCCGAGUGUUCUUCAUCGAUGCCAUUCCCAAGGCUGCGUCCGGCAAGAUCUUGAGGAAGGACUUGCGAGCAAGACUAGCAGCUGGUCUUCCAAAGUAACUAAAAGUUUCGUUGACGUUGACGUUGACGAUCAUUGCUUCUGCUUCUGCCUUUUCUGGCUUAUAUAUAUAUAUAUAAAAUUACUUGAUUGAUGAUGAAACGCGAUCUGUAUUCUGUAACAGUAAAUGUGAAACAUAAACUCCGCUUCACCUCA
Messenger RNA from Diospyros lotus (date-plum), 1873 nucleotides. Its product is annotated as 4-coumarate--CoA ligase 2. Bases 88 to 1719 code for a protein of 543 amino acids. The record is from RefSeq and is a predicted model, not a curated record. The transcript has 5 exons. Lineage: Eukaryota; Viridiplantae; Streptophyta; Magnoliopsida; Ericales; Ebenaceae. Gene Ontology annotation, molecular function: CoA-ligase activity.